AUGUCGAAGAGCAGGAGCUCGGAGGCGGUGAAGGUGGUGGUGCGCUGCCGACCCAUGAAUGAGUGGGAGAAGGCGGCCAGCUUCCAGAAAGUGGUGUCAGUAGACGUGAAGCUGGGGCAGGUCACUGUGAGGAACCCCAAGGGGGCAGCUCAAGAGCACCCCAAAGUGUUCACCUUUGACUCGGUCUACGACUGGGACUCUCGGCAGGUGGAGCUGUAUGAUGAGACCUUCCGGCCGCUGGUGGACUCAGUGCUGCUGGGCUUUAAUGGCACCAUCUUUGCAUACGGCCAGACGGGCACAGGGAAGACCUACACCAUGGAGGGGGUGCGCAAUGACUCGGAGAGGAGGGGAGUGAUCCCCAACUCCUUUGAGCACAUUUUCACACACAUAUCUCGCUCCCAGAACCAGCAGUACCUGGUGAGAGCCUCGUACCUGGAGAUCUACCAAGAGGAAAUACGGGACCUGCUGUUCAAGGACCAGGUGCGCAGACUGGAGCUGAAGGAGAGGCUGGACACGGGCGUGUACGUCAAGGACCUGUCAUCCUACGUCACGAAGAGUGUCACAGAGAUAGAGCAUGUGAUGAACGUGGGGAAUCUGAACCGGUCGGUCGGGGCCACCAACAUGAAUGAGCACAGCUCCCGCUCCCACGCCAUUUUCAUCAUCACCGUCGAGUGCAGCGAGCUAGGCCCCGAUGGCCAGAACCACAUCCGGGUCGGCAAGCUCAACCUGGUGGACCUGGCAGGCAGCGAGAGGCAGAGCAAGACUGGUGUCCAGGGGGAGCGUCUGAAGGAGGCCACCAAGAUCAACCUGUCCCUCUCCACUCUGGGAAAUGUCAUCUCUGCGCUGGUGGAUGGCAGGAGCUCUCACGUUCCCUACCGUGACUCCAAGCUCACCCGGCUCCUGCAGGACUCCCUUGGGGGCAACGCCAGGACCGUGAUGGUGGCCAACAUUGGCCCGGCCUCUUACAACGUGGAGGAAACCCUCACCACCCUGCGUUACUCCAACCGCGCCAAGAACAUCAAGAACAGGCCUCGCGUUAACGAGGACCCUAAGGAAGCCCUGCUGCGGGAGUUUCAGGAGGAAAUCGUGCGGCUGAAGGAGCAGCUGGAGAAACGCCUGGGGAUGAGGAGGAGGCGCCAGAGACACAGGCUUGGGGAUGGAGGGGAGGAGCAGGAGGAGGAGGAAGAAGAGGAGGAUGAGGAGGAUGAAGAGGAUGGGGAUGAGAGCGCAGCGGGAGAUGCAGAAUAUUGGCAGGAGCAGCAGGAGCAGCUAGAGAGGGAGUGCAGAGCCAUCAUGGAGGAUCACAGCCUGGUGGCAGAGGAGAAGUUGAGGCUGCUGGGAGAGAAGGAGAGAAAGAUGGAGGAUCUCCAGAGGGAGCGCGAAGCUGGGGAGAUGCUGGCAGCCAAAAUCAGGGCCAUGGAAAGCAAGCUGCUGGUUGGGGGCAGGAAUAUUGUGGACCACACCAAUGAGCAGCAGAAGAUUCUGGAGCAGAAACAACAGGAGAUUGCUGAGCAGAAACGUAGAGAGAAGGAGAUGCAGCAACAGGUGGAAACAUGGGAUGAGGAGACACUGGAGCUGAAGGAGACCUACAGCUCCUUGCAGCAGGAAGUGGACAUCAAGACCAAGAAGCUUAAAAAGCUAUUUGCAAAGCUGCAGGCUGUGAAAACUGAGAUCCAUGACGUCCAGGAGGAGCACAUUAAGAAACGUCAGGAGCUGGAGCAGACACAGAACAAGCUGACACGUGAACUUAAGCUCAAGCAGUUGAUCAUUGAGAACUUUAUUCCCAUGGAGGAAAAGGAUAAAAGUGUCCACAGGGCGUUUUUUGACGAAGAGGACAACUGCUGGAAGCUGAGGCCCAUUAUCCGAGUAGAAGAGAAUGAACAGAUGAUGAUGAGGCCAGUAUCCGCUGUCGGUUACAGGAGACCUCUGAGUCAGCACGCUCGCACAGCCAUGAUACUACGGCCAGACCCCAGAUACAGGGCUGAUAACAUUUUGCAGCUGGAACAGGACCUGCCCACCAGGAAUACCCGGGAUUACCUGGGGCCGGACAUCACUUCCAAGAUGGCCACCAUGCUGGAGGGUGUUGUGCGGGAUGAGGAUGACAUUGAGGUAGACGCCUCCGGUUUCCGUGGCAGCGGCCCCACCCCCACUGCCACAUGUGGCACCAGGAUGCCCAGGCCCAGGUGA
This is a messenger RNA of Megalops cyprinoides (Indo-Pacific tarpon), 2187 nucleotides long. RefSeq names its product kinesin-like protein KIF3B. Gene Ontology annotation, biological process: microtubule-based movement. The record is from RefSeq and is a predicted model, not a curated record. Bases 1 to 2187 code for a protein of 728 amino acids. The transcript is spliced from 7 exons. Gene Ontology annotation, molecular function: microtubule motor activity; microtubule binding; ATP binding. NCBI's taxonomy places the organism in Eukaryota, Metazoa, Chordata, Actinopteri, Elopiformes, Megalopidae.